Lasiodiplodia theobromae is the source of this 1221-nucleotide messenger RNA. RefSeq names its product Oxidoreductase domain containing protein. Lineage: Eukaryota; Fungi; Ascomycota; Dothideomycetes; Botryosphaeriales; Botryosphaeriaceae. Gene Ontology annotation, cellular component: cytoplasm; nucleus. Bases 1 to 1221 code for a protein of 406 amino acids. The record is from RefSeq and is a predicted model, not a curated record. The transcript is spliced from 3 exons.
AUGGAGUUCUCCUCGGAAGCGAAAUCCCAUCAUCAUGACACGCAUGCUCUACCACCGAUACCCAUCCAGGAAGCUUACUUGCACUACAACAAAGUGAAACGAGCAGACCUAGAGCAGGACGAUGACCUCUUGUAUUUCGGCCGUGAGCUUAGCGAGAAACAGCGUGACAUCUGGCGCCCUGCAGGCAGCAUUUCUGCAUCCAUUAUAGAAAAUGCAUGCGCCGAAUACCGGAAAGCAGCCCUACCGCACCUAGGCGCCGAGGGUCCGUCGAAGACAGAAUUUAAGGAUGCUAUCAUCUACGAGCAUAAGGACAUCCCUGGCCUUCAGAUAGUGCCCGGAAUCCUUCCCAUGGAGACUCAGAUACUAUACACAUCACAGUUGAUGCACAGAGACCUGGCGGACCCGAAACAUAAAAUCAACCUCGAGGCAGACUAUCGCAUUCCCUAUCCGCCCGCAAAGUCGGAAGACCCCUCCGAUACAACAGCCACCACUAAACCCUCAGUGCCGUCGUGCUCCUUCUUCAGCUACGCACAGUCCUCCCCAUCGCAACAGCUCCACCCGAAGGACACAGCGUCGGGCAGGAAGCCGCUGAACAUGGCGCAGUUCCUGGCCAGCAAGCUGCGGUGGCUGACGCUGGGCGAGCAGUACGACUGGCCCACGCGCAGCUACGGCAUCACCCGCACGCCCUUCCCGCACGACCUGUCGCGCCUCGUCACGGGGCUGUUCCCCCACAUCCGGCCCGAGUCGGGCGUCGUGCUCAUCUACUCGGGCAAGGACUACAUGCCCGUCCACCGCGACGUCAGCGAGUUCUGCGAGCGCGCCCUGGCCUCGUUCACGCUCGGAUGCGAGGGCAUCUUUGUCAUCGAGAGGGAGGAUGACCGAGGAGAUGGCGGUGAGCAGGAGUCGUCGGGUACGGAGGCGCCGGCUGGUGGGCAAGAGGGCGAGGGAGACCAGCAAAACCGCCUCGAGCCUCGGCGUAGGCCAGACAAGACGGUCGCUAUCAGGGUUCGGAGUGGAGACUGCAUUCUGCUGUCAAAGGAGGCGAGGUGGGCGUGGCACGCGAUGCCGCGGACGAUUGCGGGCACGUGUCCGGAGCCGUUGGCGAAGUGGCCGGUGGGCACGCCGGGUGCUACGGAGGAAGAGCAGAAGGCGUAUGCGAAGUGGAAGGGAUACAUGAGCGCGAAACGUAUCAAUAUCAGCUGCCGCCAAGUCUGGGAUUGA